AUGCGGGUUUCUCACCUUGUCCAUGCCAUCUUGGCAGCAAGCCUGGUGUCAUCAGCAUCACUAAGGCCGAAAAAGCCCAAUAUCGUAUUCAUUAUGACAGAUGAUCAGGACUGCCGCCUUGGCUCAACUGAUUUUCAAAGCAUUCUACAUCGUGAGCUGAUCUCCAAAGGAACUGAGUUUACCAAUCACUGGACCACUACAGCGCAAUGCUGUCCCAGCCGUGCAGGUCUGUUGCGAGGUCAGCAGAGCCACAAUACCAACAUCACACAUGGUAAGUUCCAAGACACCUGCAUAUUGAUUCUUAUCGACGCUAAAAUCUCGCGAAGGGGUAGUUACGAUAAAUGGACUCUGGCCGGCGAAGACAACGACUACCUGCCACACUGGCUGAAGAAGGCAGGAUACUGA
Molecule: messenger RNA, 405 nt
Organism: Colletotrichum gloeosporioides
Lineage: Eukaryota; Fungi; Ascomycota; Sordariomycetes; Glomerellales; Glomerellaceae
Product: Extracellular sulfatase SULF-1-like
Exons: 2
Coding region: 1-405 (134 amino acids)
Molecular function (GO): glycosaminoglycan binding; N-acetylglucosamine-6-sulfatase activity
Source: RefSeq, a predicted model, not a curated record